Molecule: messenger RNA, 5030 nt
Organism: Anolis carolinensis (green anole)
Lineage: Eukaryota; Metazoa; Chordata; Lepidosauria; Squamata; Anolidae
Product: zinc finger protein 420
Exons: 7
Coding region: 1195-4017 (940 amino acids)
Source: RefSeq, a predicted model, not a curated record
AGGUGGUCCCAGUGGUGAUCGGCACAUUGGGUGCCGUGCCAAAAGAUCUCAGCCAGCAUUUGGAAACAACAGACAUUGACAAAAUCACAAUCUGCCAACUGCAAAAGGCCACCCGACUGGGAUCUGCGUGCAUCAUCCGAAAAUACAUCACACAGUCCUAGACACUUGGGAAGUGUUCGACUUGUGAUUUUGUGAUACGAAAUCCAGCAUAUCUAUCUUGUUUUCUGUGUCAUAAUAAAAUAAUAAUAAUAAUACUUUAUUUUUGUAUCCCGUCACCAUCUCCCCGAAGAGUCUCCAGGCGGCUAACGCGGGGCCAAGCCCGGAAGAAGUCAAAAUGUAAACAAGUUAAAAUAUAAAACAAAAUGAUAAAAUAACAAGACAAUAUAGCAAUCAAAACGGAUUAAACAACAAUUAUACAGAUAUGCAAAUAAAACCAUAAAACAAGAUAAAAAGUUAUAAAACAUGUUAUAAAAUAGGGACUCAGAACAAAGUGCAUCAUAGCUAGAUUAUUUGGUAAGGUGUCAGCGAUACUACUCUGUACUAUUGAAUCUGACCAACCAAAGAUGCCCCUAGGUAGCAAGCAGCCAGGCUUUGAAGCAGCGAGGCUGUUCAUUGCCCAAAAAACCAUUCCCGUAGAACGCAAGUAUUCAGCCUUCCAAGCAGCAGGCCUAUUCCAUUGUAUUCCAGCUCACCAAACAAGGAUUCCCUUUAGGAGACAACAGCCAGGCUUUGAGGCUGCAAGGCUAUUCCACCUGGCCAGCAAAGCAUUGCCAUAAGCACAGCAAGGCGUGGCCGGGCACAGCUAGUGUAUGUAUGUCUGAAACCUAAAACACUUCUGGUCCCAAACCUUUUGGAUAAGGGAUGCUCCACCUAUGUUUGUCUACUAAACCCAGAGAGGGAUUUUUCCACCAAUAAUGACAAAGGGAAAGGCUUGGUUGCUGGGCAGAAUAACGCCCCCAGCAACCCCUGUAAGUUCAGGUAAGGAUACUACUUUUUCCCCUUCCCUCUCUUUUGGGUCAAAAUCCCGCCCUCCUCCCAGAUUCCCCUCCUUCCUUCCCUUUUUAUAGGGCCAUCCAGGUGCAGCAUUGGAUGCUGCUUCAUUCCGGGAGAGACACGUGUUGAGGGCACUCGUGGGAAAGGGAACUUCGCCUGCAAAUAACUUCUACAGGCCGGGAGAGGGUCCCUGCGCCCCGAAUGGAGGGCCCGGAUUCGUUGCCGGAGGACGAGGACGAGGGGGCCCCUGAGUGUGGGGAGGGGGCCCCCGGGGGGCGGUGGGCACGGCAGCAGCGGCUCUUCCGGGAGUUCUGCCAGGGGGCGGCCCAGGGGCCCCGCGAGACCUGCCUGCGCAUCCGGGCCCUGUGCCAGGAGUGGCUGCAGCCCGAGAGGCGCUCCCGCAGGCGCAUGCUGGACCUGGUGGUGCUGGAGCAGUUCCUCAAGGCCCUGCCGCCCGAAGUCGAGCAGCGCAUACGCAGCCUCGGGCCCCGCACCAGCACCCAGGCCGCCGCCCUGGCCGAGAGGCUCCUCCGCCGCAGGAAGAUGCAAGGAAAAACAGACGAACCCGAGGAUGAGGACACACCACCGGCCAACUCAAGUGAUGCACCCGAUGACGAAGAGAUCCUUCAGGAAAGUGAAAGAGAUGCUGAAUCCCCAGGAAAUGAAGCAUCCAAUGGAGACACCCAAAGGGCACCUGAGGGUCCUCUGAGACCUCCACCAUCUUUGCCUAAUAUGAUGGAAUUGCCUAUAGGAUCCAAUGAGAUCCAACAAGAUUCAAGAGAGGAUCCAGUGAACCUUGGAGAACUGGCUUCAUCCCAAAGGGAUCCAUUGGUUCCAUUGGAUCUACACAUAGAAACUGUGUCUCUGAAGGAAAUCCCUUCGCCUGCAGAAAAGGAAGCCCCGGGGACUGAUGUCUCCAAUGAAGACGAGCAAUCUGCAGAUAUUGGCUCAGAUGGAGAAGAAAACGAGAUAGAUGACGGGAUGGAAAGCGAUAAAAAGAAUGAAGGCCUGAAAAGCCAACCCGAUGAAGCACAGCAAACACAUGGAAACAAGUGGCGUGUUGUCGAAAAUAAUUUGCUCGAGCCUUCAAUAGGAGGAGGCUCUCAUGACGAAUCUGAAAGGUGUACGGAUGACGACGCGGAUCUCCUCUUGGUUUGCUCUGAAUGUGGGAAAUGCUUCGUCCAUCCGGCGGAUCUUACGAAACACGAGAAAACUCAUAUCGGAGGGGAAGAGGAUCCAAAGCAAUUGACUCGCAGCUCGGACCAAGUACUUCCUACGAGCGAAUGUCCCUAUAAAUGUAAAAUUUGCGGAAAUGCUUUCGAGAAGCGCGAGAGACUCGUCCAACAUCAGAGGAAGCACGAGAAAAAGCCCUGCCAGUGCUUGGAGUGCAAGAAAGCCUUUGGUGACGUCAAAACGCUUCAAGCGCAUCAAAGGAUGUAUAGAAAUAUGAACGCUGAGCGCAGAGAAAGCCGUAGCCAGCUUUUCAGCCUUUUCGCUUUUCAGAAUAUGUUUUUGGGUGAGAAAACUUACAAAGGCACAGAGUCCGGGAAGCGGUUCAAAAGCAGGACGCUUCUUGAAGCACACCCGAGGAUCCACACAAGCGAGAGGCCUUCUGAGCUUGGAAGAAGCACUCCCAUGAGCGAGAAAACCCGUGAAGGCCUGCAGAAUGGGAAGAACGUCUCUCAUCUCGCAAAUCUUCAAUCCAGUUUAAAGGCACAUGCCGCGGAGAAGCGCUAUGGCUGUCCCGAGUGCCCCAAGACCUUCGCUUCCAGGGAACAAUCUACAUCCCACCAAAGGAAUCACACACGCGAGAAACCUUAUAAAUGCCCCGACUGCGGGAAGAGCUUUGCCUGGAUUUUUCACCUUAAGGCGCAUCGGGCCAUCCACGCGGCGGAGAAACCCUAUAAAUGCUCUGAUUGUGGAGAAAGCUUCGUCCAGGAUUCACAUUUAAAGGCACACCAAAGAAAGCACACAGGAGAGAAGCCCUAUAAAUGCUCCGACUGUGGGGAAAGCUUCGUCCAGGAUUCGCAUUUAAAGGCACACCAAAGAAAGCACACAGGAGAGAAGCCCUAUAAAUGCUCCGACUGUGGGGAAAGCUUCGUCCAGGAUUCACAUUUAAAGGCACACCAAAGAACCCACCAUGCAGGAGAGAAACCCUACAAAUGCUCCGAUUGUGGGGAAAGCUUCGUCCAGGAUUCGCAUUUAAAGGCACACCAAAGAAAGCACACAGGAGAGAAACCCUACAAAUGCUCCGACUGUGGGGAAAGCUUCGUCCAGGAUUCGCAUUUAAAGGCACACCAAAGAAAGCACACAGGAGAGAAACCCUACAAAUGCUCCGAUUGUGGGGAAAGCUUCGUCCAGGAUUCGCAUUUAAAGGCACACCAAAGAACGCAUACAGGAGAGAAACCCUAUAAAUGCUCCGACUGUGGGGAAAGCUUCGUCCAGGAUUCGCAUUUAAAGGCACACCAAAGAACGCAUAGAGGAGAGAAACCCUAUAAAUGCUCCGAUUCUGGAGAAAGCUUCGUCCAGGAUUCACAUUUAAAGGCACACCAAAGAAAGCACACAGGAGAGAAGCCCUAUAAAUGCUCCGACUGUGGGGAGAGCUUCAUCCAGGAUUCACAUUUAAAGGCACACCAAAGAACGCACCACGCAGGAGAGAAACCCUACAAAUGCUCUGACUGUGGGGAAAGCUUCGUCCAGGAUUCGCAUUUAAAGGCACACCAAAGAAAGCACACAGGAGAGAAGCCCUAUAAAUGCUCCGACUGUGGGGAAAGCUUCGUCCAGGAUUCACAUUUAAAGGCACACCAAAGAACGCACCACGCAGGAGAGAAGCCCUACAAAUGCUUAGGCUGCGGGAAGAGUUUCAGCCGCAGCUCAGAAUGGAAGGAGCACCAACGAAUCCACGCAAAGGAGAAACCUUUUAAAUGCCUGAUAAAUAACUGCGGAAAGGGGUUCUGCGGUGUGAAAAAUCUCAAAAAGCAUCAGAGGAAUUUCCAUCAGCAAUCGACCGGUCCCAAGGAGUGAUGCCAGGAAGAUUUUGAAAUGUGCGCCCAAUCCAAAGGGAAAUGUAGAUACAACUGACAUAUACGAGGGCUAUCCAGAAAGUUCAUUACGUUUUGGAAUUAAAAAUAAACAAAGUAUAGGAGAAAACAUUUACCAUAUUCAGUUGAAAGCCAGACCCAAAUACUAGUUCUCACCAUAGUCCCCACUAUGGGGGGGGGGAGGGCUUUUCAAACACUUUUAUCGCUAUGAUAACUACCUAGAUUUCAGUGGGGACUAUGGUGAGAACUAGUAUUUGGGUCUGGCUUUCAACUGAAUAUGGUAAAUGUUUUCUCCUAUACUUUGUUUAUUUUUAAUUCCAAAACGUAAUGAACUUUCUGGAUAGCCCUCGUAUAACUGGGAUGACCUGGAUGUCGUUGGGACAUCCAACACUUUCUCUCUUCUCCAGCUCUGAGAAGGUCUCCCUCACAGUAUCUCAAUUGCAAUGCUGUGGCAACUCUCUUUGUCUCUUCCUUUCCUUCCUCCAUUUCCCUUUUUUCCUUUUCCUUCUUCCCUUGCUUCCUCCUCAUACUCCUUCCUGCCUUUCUCUUCCUUUCUUUUUCUUCCUUCCUUUCCCUUCCCUUAUGCCUUCCACCCCAUUCAUUUCUUUCCUCCUUUUUCCUCCCCUCUUCCUUCCUUCUCCCUUCCUUUCCCACAUACACAUACAUAUCACCCGGCUUCACUUCCUUUCUUUUCCCGUGACAUCACAGAGGGCCACUUCACCUAGCCACGGCCAAUCAGUUUUGUUCCGAUUCUUUUGCUCCGGGCCUGAAAGGAGUCGUUAUUUUAAUCCAAACCCAUCAAUUAUGUCUUAAGUUUGAGAAUGGAGGAUAUUUUGUGCCAAGUCUGAUUCUGAUCCAUCAAGCCACAGAGAAACUUUUGUGAUACAAAUGGACAAACAUACAUACAUACAUAUAUGCAUUGACUUUUUAUAUAUGUGGAUUGGAGUCUUUUUUUAAAAAGCUAAAGAUUCUUCAAUAAAAUUGAGUUGCAUUGUC